Messenger RNA from Lineus longissimus, 7692 nucleotides. RefSeq lists its product as uncharacterized. The transcript has 31 exons. Bases 142 to 4911 code for a protein of 1589 amino acids. Gene Ontology annotation, biological process: protein phosphorylation. The record is from RefSeq and is a predicted model, not a curated record. Gene Ontology annotation, molecular function: protein kinase activity; ATP binding. Lineage: Eukaryota; Metazoa; Nemertea; Pilidiophora; Heteronemertea; Lineidae.
UAAAAAACAAGAUGGAAGCCAAACUUUGACAGAAUCUCUAGGACACUGCUGACGUGAGCAUGCAACUGUGAUGACCUGACACUUGUGCCGUCCUAAACAAACAAAGCAAAAGCCAAGUCCUGGAACGCCGUUGUCAUCAACAUGGCAGACUCCAGGGAUGUUACAGGGGGGCCUGGACCACCAGAGCAAUCCCAGAAUAGAUCAAAAGAUAAGAAGCGAAGACAUGGGCAUUCCAGUGGUUCCAGAGUUAACGUCAAAGACGGUGAAAGUGGGUAUUCGGAAAAUCGAGGAAAAACGGAGCGGGUGAAAUCAAAGGAGGCGGGGAGUGAGCCGAUUUCAAAGUGCGAGAAAGCGGUGGAUUCAGUCGGUAGUGGUGAGAAGAAAGGUCGGACUCGGAGGAAUCCUGAGGAGGAGGUGCCAAGGAAUGGGGCGGGUGACUGCACGAGUGGUGAUCAGGAUGUGGACAAUGCUCGCGACGAAACGACUCAGGAACGCGAGAGACUCGGUCGGGAAGCGGAGGCGGACCGACGCACGAAUAUAUCCGCGCAGGGAGAGAUUGAACAGCAGAACAGCGCGGAUCGUAAGGGUGGCAAUAAUCAGACGAAUACGGAACACAGGAAAAAUAAGUCUGAGCCGGACUCGGAAAAUAUUGGCAAAGAGCGUCCUGUAAGCGGACAGACUGCGGCGAGAAAUCAGAAAGAAAAGUUAGUCAAGGAACACACGAGGAGUUAUUCUGAUGGCGGGGCGGUGUUUGUGAGCCCGCGUCGUCAGCGCAGCGAUUCCAACGGACAGCAUAGCGAUCAGGGCAUUUAUGAUAAUGAGCAUGCCGAGGUUGUGUUAUCACGAUCGCGGUCGCUGAAGUACGAUCGUCAGGGAAGCCGCGCCGAUUUUCCACCGCGGUUACUGGUGGUUUCGAGUAAGAUAAAGAACAUUAUGUCCCUACAGAAUGCCCUACUGCCUCAAGUGACGUUUUUGCAAUAUAAGUUCGAGACAUCGACUUUUGAUGGUUUGAUAGGUUUAAUAGGCCAAUUCCUGCUCAAUAAGAAGUUUCACAGUGUUGCCUUAGUUCUCCAUGGCCCGGUGGGCGUGAUACAGUUGUGUGGGAAAGAGGAAAAGCCGCUCAAUAAAGAUACCGUCCUUGACCACGCAGGUAUUCGUGGCUUCUUCUCCAAACUCUUCAGUCUCCAUGGCAACAAGGAGGCAGCGAACCUCCGCCUCGACUUCUUGGCAUGUAACGCCGCUCAGGGACAAGAUGGCGGACAGGGCAUCGUCAAGGAGCUGGAGGCUCUGCUGGGGGUGUCGGUUGGUUUGUCUCGAGACAUUGUCGGAGCGGAGCUAGUCAAAGACCCGUCCUCAAAAAGUACGGUUGGGGAGCUCUACUUCCGUCUUGAGUGUCUCCGUGGAUGGAGCGGACAUUACCAGCAGUCAAUGGCCGGCUUUGAGAAGAUCAGAACCGUUGGGAAAGGGGCAUAUGGUGCGGCCGUCCUCUACCGGAAACGUGACGACGACUCCCUGGUCAUACUCAAAGAAAUCAACAUGCACGACUUGAAUGCAGCAGAGAGACAACUUGCUCUUAACGAGGUGAAAGUUCUUGCCGUCUUAGACCAUCCGAACAUCAUCAGUUAUUACGAUAGUUUUGAAGAAGACGGCGUCCUGAUGAUUGAAAUGGAGUAUGCAAAUGGAGGGACGCUAGCUCAAUACCUCUCUCAUAGGGACGCUCCACUGGACGAGAAAGAAAUACUAGAAAUCUUCCAACAGAUGGUGGCAGCCAUUCGUCACAUUCACGAACAUAACAUACUACACAGGGAUAUGAAAACGGCCAACAUCUUCCUGACAAAAGAGGGCGUUGUUAAAGUCGGCGACUUUGGAAUCUCAAAGAUAAUGUCAACAGCUGAUAAAGGAGCGAAUACAGUGCUGGGAACGCCUUAUUAUAUCAGCCCUGAAAUGUGCGAAGGCAAGGAAUACAAUGACAAAUCGGACAUCUGGGCACUCGGCUGCAUUCUGUAUGAAAUGGCUUGUUUACAGAAGACGUUCGAGGGAUCGAAUCUGCCCGCCUUGGUCAAUAAAAUUAUGAAGGGCCAGUUCGCCCCAGUGAAAGGAAACUAUUCAGAAGAUUUCAAGAACCUGAUAAAGGACAUGUUAGAACGUGAGCCUGAGUACCGACCGUCUGCCAAUGAACUCAUGUAUCGACGGUUACCAGAGCUGAUACGUAAAUAUGAGGACCCAGCAACAGAUUAUGAUGACGAUCUCACAACUUCUGCCGACAGUACCAUCAUGGCCAAGAAGAAGACAAGCCAUGUGGCUGGUUUGGAGAAAAGGUCUGUACUCUACUACUUAGAGACCAGUACGAUGUGUCUGAGUCCACUAGAUCUGCCUGCUAAAGUCAAAAUCCGGGAGGUGGCGAUUGGCAGUGAUCAUGUGAUCGUUGUCUCAAUUGAGCGCGCUGUCUUCACCUGGGGUGAGGGUACCAAAGGGCAGCUUGGCCACGGUAACCUGGAGUCCGUCCUUAAACCAGUUAUGGUUGAGGCUCUUAAAGGGAAGUCUAUCACCAGGGCAUGUUGCGGCGAUGGUUACAGCGUGUUCGCCAGCGAUAAUGGUAUCGUCAUGACCUGUGGAGAUGGGGCUAGCGGCUCUCUUGGACAUGGUGAUUGGUGCUCCACAUCUCGGCCGAGGUUGAUUGAAGCACUGCUGAGCGUUGAUGUUAUAGCCGUCGCCAGUGGGACACACCAUGUUGUGGCUGUGGGCAGCGACGGUGAGGUCCAUUCCUGGGGAAGAGGUGCAUUUGGACGCCUGGGCCACGGAAAUGAAGAAGACUGCUGUCAGCCGAUGGAGGUGCGAAUUGAAGAGCCGGUGUUUGUUCGUGACGUCAGAUGUGGAACUGACGGCACCGUGCUCCUGACGGAUGUCGGCAGUCUAUACGCCUUCGGUAAUAACUCCAAUAACAAACUCGGGUUGAAUCAACGACAAGGCUUUCUGAUGGCAAUGAAGAAUAUCUUCAAUAAGACCGAAGUCGAAAACCGCAAGGAACCAACUCUAGUCAAGGCAAUGACACGGCACAGGGUCAUAGAUGUCUCCAUGGGCGUUGACCACACGGCCAUUUUGGUUGAACCGGGCCGCGUUUACACCCUGGGGAAGAACACGGAGGGCCAGCUUGGCAUGGGGAACAUGCGGGCGCAGCCGGCACCGGUCGAGGUGAAGUCUAUGCUCGAUAAAACUGUGACGCGAGCCCAGUGUGGUGAUCAUUACACCGUCGUUAGCACCUUGGACAACGAGCUUUAUUUCUGGGGGCUACGUUUCAAGAAGCCUCCGACUCCCACAGAACCGCGAACGCCGACGCGAAAUUAUGAUCUGCCGGCACGCGGGCACUCGCGCCAAGCAAGUAACGCCAGCAUCUCGAGUUUGACAAGUAUAAAGGAACAGGAAUCGACGGAGACUAGUGUCUCUGCUCUUGCCAUGAAAUCCUCUGAGCAAAAAGACCCCGGUUCGUCAGGCGGCCCGACCGCCGAUAACCGUCCCUUGGAAGCACAGACGAGCUCGGAUAGCGUCCUAUCAAGUACGAAUACGAACGACAUGCCGUCGAGUACCCUGACCUCUGAGUCGGUUUGCCGAGGAUACAGGCCCUUGAGUUCGACGCCGCGACGGACACCAAGUGCUAGUAGCACGAAGGAACGAACAAAUGAAAAAGAACAUACUCCGACGAAUAACGACGAUCUCGAAGUUAUUUUACAUCCUACUCAUAUUUUACGCUUGCAAACGAGUACGUCCAAUCCCCAAGGAGAGAUGGUCUACCUUUCUAACUUCUUCUGCCACGGUGAGAACCUGUUUGUACAGGUUGAGACGACCGCGCCGCCGCCGAAAAGAAAAGCAAGAAAAAGACGGAGCUUCAGGAAGCGUUUUAGCACCAACCAUCUCCCCCUGCCGCAGCUAGGCAACCAGCAUCUUGCGUCCGCAUCCAGUCGGGAAGGUGGUGACGAAUACUCCUCCGAGACAGAGAUGGAUACAUAUGGAACAAUUCCGGGCUGGAUUAAGCAGGAGCUCGCCAACUCUGAACUCGACAUAAAUGAUGGGAACGAGGCUGACGACACGGACAGCGACAGUCGCGAACGCCCCUCACCCAUAAUCGAUGCAUCGAUGUCUAGUAUUCAAAUCAAUAGGGACUUAAGACAAGGUGACAAAAUCAAACGGAGGCUCGCGUCCUCGUCAACGGGCCGAAUGAUAGAAUCUCAUUCUAGGGCACAGCAAAGCCACCAGGGGUCGGCCCGAUCGAAAGUCACUAAUGACCAAGAGAGUGGCGUUGAGUUCACGCCCGUUGAUCCGCUGUCGAGUAGCAGCGCGGAUGAAACCUCCGACCCAGGGCCACUGACGGAAAGACGGCGAGACACACACCACGGACUGACGAACAAAGCUAAACUCAGCGUCGCUGCACCGAGAAAAAUAUCGGCACCAGUGCCGUAUAAAACUAAAAAUAGCCCAACAAUGAGUCAUAAGCCUUUGAAUCGGUUACGGACAAAGGGCAGAAGGGGGGAUGGUUCAGGAUCGACGUCACCAGCUCAGCGAAGUCGAGAAGAAUCUAUGGAGAGUGAGCUCAAUAAACUCAUGGCGGAAAAGGCCAAGAUAGAACAACGUCUGGAAAAAAUGGAAAUACAACAUCGGAAACAGUCGGAAAACAUCAAGAAGGAAUCGGAAAAUAUGGCCAAGGAGCGAGAACGACAACUCAUGAUGGAAAUUCACGCGCUGCGGGGCGAGUUGUCUAAACAGAACGACAAGUUGAAGGAUAAUUACGAUUGUAUGCGGAGUUUGCAAGAAGAAUUGCUCAAGGUUUCGUCGGAACAGCGGCGCAUGACUGCGCGGGAACAGCGAGCCAAACAACAACCGAAUCAACGGGACAGUAAAGUUUGUACGCUACAGUGACAAAAGAUGGCACCACAAGUCGAUAAAAAAGCUGUCGAUGCCACCUUUUGAUAGUGUUCAGUAAGAAACGAAGUCGUGUGACGAUUAGGAAUAGUUUGCUAAACAGCCACCAGGUGGCCACUCGUGCGAGACUUAAAGGACGACUGUCACGAGAGAAUCUCAGGCCGGCGCUAGUGUGAAUCGGAAUUGGUUUGCCCUGGUGUCGUAUUUUUGCAAAUGUACAUAUCAUCCAUUUCAUGAAAAAAUGACAUGGCAUGUAAAGGAGCUAAAAAUAGCUUGGUGACGUUGUCAGUAUUCCACUUCAAGUGGCUAGUUCUUGGUCUUGCUGUGUUCGAUUCGGGCAAAAAACGUCUUUGUCUGUUUCGGGCGAAGAAACUAUUUUUUGGAUACUUCAGAUCAAAUAUAAUAUCUAGCUAAAAGUGUUGUACUUUCUCUGCCAAGUCACCUAAAUUCAGUGUGGUUUUAUAAAAAAAUAAAAUCGAUUACGGAUUAGAUGACAAUGCUCAAAACAACAGCUGCCUCGAAGGGAUAUUUUACCUCUUCACCCUCAGCUUCCAAAAUGGACUCUUCUGUUGCCUUAUCUGGAAGAAUCUAUUAGGAAAUUAGGGUAGAAAGGUCAACUUUACACCCUAUGUUUUCAGAAUGGACUCUUCUAAUGCACAAAUUAGAAGAUCAUGUCUAUUCAGGAAAAUUUGGAUGAAUAAUUUACUUUUACCCCCCCCCCAGUUUCUGGAAUGGACUGUUCCUAUGUCUCAGCUGGAAGAAUCUAUACAGAGAAAUGGGGGGGGUGAGGUUAUGUUUUUCUGAAAUGGACUUUUCUAAUGCCUCUUUUGGAAGAUUCCAUAUUGAAAUGGGGGUGAGAAGGCUAACUAUGGAGGUGAAAUGGUUAAGCUUGCACCCCCAGUUUUGGUAAUGGACUCUCCUUAUGCAUGAAUUGGAGGAAUCUAUACAGGGUAAUGGAUAUAAGAAUGUUAUCUUUAUACCCUCAGAUGCCAGAAUGGACUCUUCUUGUGCAUUAACUGGAUGAGUCUAUAUUUGGAUAUGGGGGUAAAAAGGUAACGAGUGCACAAAACUUAUGGACACAAAAAUCACCACCUUUUAUAAGCAGGUAGGAAUAUUCACAUUGUAUUCAGUCAAGUUGAUCUUACAUGUACAGUGGGACCUCCUUUAGCGGACACCUCUCUAUUAAGGACAACCUCUCUAUUAAGGACAACCUCUAUUAUGGACAACCUCUCUAUUAAGGACAACCUCUCUAUUAAGGACAACCUCUCUAUUAAGGACAACCUCUCUAUUAAGGACAACCUCUCUAUUAAGGACAACCUCUCUAUUAAGGACAACCUCUCUAUUAAGGACAACCUCUCUAUUAAGGACAACCUCUCUAUUAAGGACACUGCAUUUGGUCCCAAAAUCGGUCAUUUCCAUUCAAUUUGACCUCUCUUAUCAGGACACCUCUCUAUUAAGGACAGCACUUGUCAGUCCCGAGGGUGUCCGUAAUAGAGAGGUUACACUACAGGAAUUCUACUUGAGACAUUUGUCGGAAAUUCAUGGUAGCGAAUAUCCAGUUCACAGUACAGUAGAACCUCUCUUAGCGGACACCUCUCCAAUAAGGAUAACCUCUGUAUUAAGGACACUUGUUUUGGUGCCAAAUUGGUUAUUUCCAUUCAAUUUGACCUCUCUUAUCAGGACACCUCUCUAUUAAGGACAGCACUUGUCAGUCCCGAGGGUGUCCUUAAUAGAGAGGUUCUACUGUAAUUGUAUGAUUGUGUGAAUAUCAACUCUUUUAGUCUGAUAUGUUACACAACAUUAUGGCUAAUCUGUGCUAGAUGAACUUAGUUGACUUAAUGGAAAGAAAGGUAGCAGCACCCUACGGUGACUUCUGAAACUAAAGGGACUAUGACUGAACAGGAUCUUUAACACUGGUAGUACCAAUAUGUGACUCGUCACAGCGAAAACAGGCGCUUGUCGCACAGAAGAUGAGCCUAAAUGACACCAGGAGAUAAUGAAAGAAAUUGAUGUGCUCAUAUUUCACAUGAGGCAGACAAUAGUGAAAUGAACAAGCGAUCUGUCUCAAUCUGUCAAGCUCGGAGCGACAUGCGACUCAUCUUGCCAUGGCAAGUCACAUUUGUGACCCGUCGCAGCAAAACCAGUCGCAUGUCGCACAGAAGAUAAGCCUAAAUGACACCAGGAGAUAAUGGAAGAAAUUGAUGUGCUCAGAUUUCACAUGAGGCAGACAAUAGAGAAAUGAACAAACAGUCCGUCUCAAUCUGUCAAGCUCAGAGCAACAAGUGCCUGGUUUUGCUGUGACAGGUCACAUAUUAUCCAUCUGAAUCAAGAAACCUUAUGCUGACAACAGUCAAAUGGUCCGAGAAUUAUUUCCUCACGGAAUAAGUGGAAAAGUGUAGGAACUCGGGAAGUUAUAAUUUUUAGCUCUUUAGCACUGAUUUGCCGUAAUGAAGAGCAGAUUUGCCAUAAUGUAGAGCAGAUUUGCCAUAAUGUAGAGCAGAUUUGCCAUAAUGUAGAGCAGAUUUGCCAUAAUGUGAGCAGAUUUGCCAUAAUGUGAGCAGAUUUGCCAUAAUGUGAGCAGAUUUGCCAUAAUGUGAGUAGAUUUGCCAUAAUGGAGAACAGAUUUGCCAUAAUGUGAGCAGAUUUGCCAUAAUGUAGAGCAGAUUUGCCAUAAUGUAGAGCAGAUUUGCCAUAAUGUGAGCAGAUUUGCCAUAAUGUGAGCAGAUUUGCCAUAAUGUGAGCAGAUUUGCCAUAAUGUGAGUAGAUUUGCCAUAAUGG